AUGAUCAUGAUGAUGAGAUCAUCAAAAGUAGUUGAUCUGCUUCUGAUGCUGCUGCAACUUGUGUUCUUUGUAACUACAUUUGAUAUGGUUGCAGGACGUAACAAAGUGCAUGUGAGAAUCUCUAAUGAAUUGGAUGUGGGUAUUGAUCUUAAACUUCAUUGCAAAUCUGGGGAUAACGAUCUUGGCGAGCAUCUACUGCACUAUAACAAUAGCUACUACGAAUUCAGCUUUAGACCUGCCGUUUUGGGGGGAACACUGUUCCAUUGCAGGUUUCAGUGGAAUGUUGAUGACUGUACUGCACUGCAUCGGUUCGACAUCUACGACGCUCGUAGAGACAGUGUUCGUUGCAGUGAGUGUUAUUGGAAAGUUCAUCUAAAUGGUCCAUGUAUGCUAAACUAUGAUGAUCAUAAUCAUUACGAUCUUUGCUAUAACUGGAAAUAUUGA
Juglans regia (Persian walnut) is the source of this 444-nucleotide messenger RNA. RefSeq names its product S-protein homolog 3-like. Lineage: Eukaryota; Viridiplantae; Streptophyta; Magnoliopsida; Fagales; Juglandaceae. The record is from RefSeq and is a predicted model, not a curated record. The coding region runs from base 1 to 444 and encodes 147 amino acids. The transcript has a single exon.